Messenger RNA from Salvelinus fontinalis (brook trout), 1368 nucleotides. RefSeq lists its product as uncharacterized. The coding region runs from base 47 to 1255 and encodes 402 amino acids. The record is from RefSeq and is a predicted model, not a curated record. The transcript has 4 exons. Lineage: Eukaryota; Metazoa; Chordata; Actinopteri; Salmoniformes; Salmonidae.
UUUAUUGAUAGAAUUCCAAAACGAUAUAUGGUGGAAGGAUCAACUAAUGUCUAUGAUGUCUAUAAUGUCUUCUGUAGGUGUCCUGCCAGCUAUCAAGAAGGGCACUAAAGUUACUAAAAUGGAGACAACAGAACCCCUAUGUCCCUUGACACCUGAUGGGGAGAUAAUGAUGACAACCACCCAUGCAGCACGGGCAGCUCCUUCCCAGACCCUGGAAGAAGAGGUGGGGGGAGCUGAGGUCUCCGAGAUGAGUGACAGCUCCCUGAUGCUUACCAAGAACAGGCAGGACUCCCUGGAGAAGAUUCCCUCCCUCCUACCAGGCAAGGAGGACAUCCUCCUUCGCAGCACUCCCUGUGCCACCGUCAUGAGCCCCCAGACUCUGAAGUUUAUUCUCCAUGGCAUCAUGUGCCGACUGGAGGCCUCAGAGUCCCCCCAGACAAGGAGGACCAAUGACCCCUUCAGGCUGAUGAAGGAUCUCUUUGUGGAGGUCCAGCAUGCCCUGAAGAAUGCUGACAUCUCUGUCGUCUUUGGCCUGCAGGAGAGCAUCCAAUUCAGUGGGGAGGAUGCGGUGAAGGCCAUCGUGAAGACUGCGGCUAAAAGAUUGUCCCUGCGUUCAGACUCCAACCGGGCUCAACUGCGUGCCGCACGCUCUGGUAGCGAGGGAGCCAUCGGGUGCAUGGCGGACACCAUCACACAAGUCAUAGAUGACUAUUCCGAGAACUGGAGUUCCGACGGCCAUUUUGGAGCCAGGAGGAGCCGUGCUAGUGGGAGAUCACACUCCUCAACCUCCUCAAGGAGUGACGUCACCCUCACCGAGGAGCUCCUGGCUUGGAGGGAAACCCUAGAAGAGGACCUAGAGGAGAUGGCUGAUGACAGCACUGGUUUGGAAAAGACCAGUGUAAGCUCAGCCAUCUCUGAGAAGUCCCAGGUAAUUAGAUACCUUUCUGAAAGCACCAAGCCCAUCAGCAGCGCCCUCUCCACAGACCUCAAGGACAUCACCUCCACACAGAAAGAGAAGGAAGAGGCUAUGAAGAAAGAAGUGAGGAAGUCAGGAAAGAAGAAGCGAGGAAAUAACAAGGACCAGAAGAAGAACAAGGUGUCUCCUCUUGGCAAUGAUAGUAUUGUAGCUGCAGAUGAGCCUAAGAAAAAACAGGCUCUCCUCCCGCGGAUCACAGCCGCCCUGGCAAAAGUAUUUUGCUUCCCCUGCAAAAACAAAAUGCAAAAAGUAACUGUGCAGAAGACGAGUUUGGGAUAAUCCUGCUGCCACCUCCCCCAACCCAUUUUUUUUUUUAAACUCUCAAAGCCAACAGAAGAGGGAGGGAGACAACACCCCCUACUCACAACUCAUUUUAUUACACCCCAUUUAAU